AUGGGUUUAGAGGAAUGGAUGACGAGGUGUGUGGUGUUUGUGGUGUUUGUGUUGGUGGGUUGGUGGGUUGUGGAGGGUAUGGUGUGUUUGGGGUAUGUGGUUGAGGUGGUUAAUGGGUUUUUUAUUAUGGGAUUUUGUGUGAUGUUUGUAGAUGGUGUAGAGUGUUAUGUGGAUUUGUUGUUUGGUUGUUUGGGUAGGGUGGUAAUGGGUGUUAGAGAAUGGGGAGUUGAGGGUUGGGUGGGGUGGUUGUGGUUGUGUUUUGUUGGGUGGGUUGUGUUGGUUGGUGUUUUUUAUUUUUGGGGGUGUUAG
This is a messenger RNA of Knipowitschia caucasica, 309 nucleotides long. The record is from the annotation of a GenBank genome assembly. NCBI's taxonomy places the organism in Eukaryota, Metazoa, Chordata, Actinopteri, Gobiiformes, Gobiidae.